Python bivittatus (Burmese python) is the source of this 4580-nucleotide messenger RNA. NCBI's taxonomy places the organism in Eukaryota, Metazoa, Chordata, Lepidosauria, Squamata, Pythonidae. The record is from RefSeq and is a predicted model, not a curated record.
AGUGCUUCUGCUGCCAGCAGCAUGGAGGUGACAGACCGCAUUGCUUCACUUGAACAACGUGUUCAGAUGCAGGAAGAUGACAUUCAGUUGCUCAAGUCCGCUCUGGCAGAUGUUGUUAGACGCCUGAAUAUUACUGAGGAGCAACAGGCCAUGCAAAGCAAGAAAGGACCUACCAAAGCAAGACCACUAGUUCAAACACUACCUUUAAAGACUACUGUCAAUAAUGGAACUGUCUUACCAAAGAAAUCCAGUGGUCCUCUACCUUCUCCAUCAGGAACUAGGAAAGAAAUUGUAUCACCAGCAGCAAAAAGCACUAUUAAAAGAACCAACUCAGCUGAACGUGUCUCUCCUGGUGGUCGAAGGGAAAGCUAUGGAGAUUCCAAAGGCAGUCGCAAUCGGGCUGGAUCCACAAGCAGUUCAUCUAGUGGUAAAAAGAACAGUGACUGCAAACCCAAGGAACCAAUGUUCAGUGCAGGGAAGCGUCGUGUGACACAUUGUAAAGAGGAAGGGUAUGUUAAAAUGUUUCUACGUGGACGUCCUGUUACCAUGUACAUGCCAAAAGAUCAAGUGGAAUCUUACAAUUUGGAAGCAAAGGCAGAAUUACCAGCCAAGAAGCUUAAACUGGAAUGGGUCUAUGGUUACAGAGGUCGGGAUUGUCGCAAUAAUCUGUAUCUUUUACCAACCGGAGAAACUGUUUAUUUCAUUGCAUCUGUUGUUGUAUUGUAUAAUGUUGAAGAACAACUGCAAAGACAUUAUAUUGGUCACAAUGACGAUGUGAAAUGCCUAGCAGUACAUCCUGACAGGAUUACCAUAGCAACUGGUCAAGUCGCAGGGACAUCUAAGGAUGGAAAACAAUUACUGCCCCAUGUCCGCAUCUGGGACUCUGUUACUUUGAAUACACUACAUGUAAUUGGCAUGGGAUUCUUUGAUCGAGCUGUCACAUGCAUUGCGUUUUCUAAGUCAAAUGGAGGCAGUAACCUGUGUUCGGUGGAUGACUCCAAUGACCAUGUGCUUUCAGUAUGGGACUGGCAGAGGGAAGAAAAGGUUGCAGAGGUCAAGUGCUCUAAUGAAGCCGUAUUUGCCGCUGAUUUUCACCCCACAGACACUAAUAUAAUAGUCACAUGUGGAAAAUCUCACCUUUAUUUUUGGACGAUUGAAGGGAAUUCUCUUAUUAAAAAGCAGGGAUUAUUUGAGAAACAAGAAAAGCCAAAGUUUGUCUUGUGUGUGACAUUUUCUGAAAAUGGCGAUACAAUCACAGGAGAUUCAAGUGGAAAUAUCUUAGUAUGGGGAAAAGGUACCAACAGAAUAAGUUCUGCAAUCCAAGGCGCUCAUGAAGGAGGCAUAUUUGCCCUUUGUAUGUUGCGAGAUGGCACCCUUGUGUCUGGAGGUGGAAAGGAUAGAAAGUUGAUAUCUUGGAAUGGGAAUUAUCAGAAAAUUCACAAAACCGAGAUUCUGGAACAGUUUGGUCCUAUAAGAACAAUAGCCGAAGGGAAAGGUGACAUUGUAUUGAUAGGAACCACUCGAAACUUUGUGCUACAAGGUUCUUUGUCAGGAGACUUUUCUCCCAUAACCCAGGGCCAUACUGAUGAGCUUUGGGGACUAGCAGCCCAUCCCAUCAAGCCUCAGUUCUUCACAUGUGGGCAAGAUAAACACAUUAUGCUCUGGGAUGCAAUCAGUCAUCGUCCAAUCUGGAACAAAACUAUAGAGGAUGCAGCACAGUCUUCUGGUUUUCAUCCUUCAGGGUCUGUGGUUGCAGUAGGAACACUAACUGGAAGGUGGUUUGUGUUUGAUACUGAAACAAAGGAUUUAGUCACUGUACACACUGAUGGAAAUGAACAGCUGUCCACAAUGCGUUACUCACCAGAUGGCAACUUCUUGGCAAUAGGUUCUCACGACAAUUCUAUUUAUAUAUAUAGUGUUAAUGACAAUGGAAGAAAAUACAGUAGAAUUGGCAAAUGUUCAGGUCAUUCAAGUUUCAUUACUCACUUGGAUUGGUCUGCUAACUCUCAGUAUCUUGUGUCUAAUUCAGGGGACUAUGAAAUCCUAUACUGGGUUCCUUCAGCUUGUAAGCAAGUAGUAAGUGUUGAAACCACAAGAGAUAUAGAAUGGGUUACUUAUACCUGCACUCUAGGAUUUCAUGUUUUUGGUGUGUGGCCAGAAGGUUCAGAUGGCACAGAUAUAAAUGCUCUUUGUCGUUCACAUGAAAGAAAAUUAUUAUCAACUGGUGAUGAUUUUGGCAAAGUACAUCUCUUCUCUUAUCCAUGUUCACAGUUUAGGGCUCCAAGUCACGUGUAUGGCGGACAUAGUAGUCAUGUAACCAAUGUAGAUUUUCUAUAUAAAGAUACACAUCUCAUCUCCACAGGUGGAAAAGAUACCAGUAUUAUGCAAUGGCGAAUUAUUUAGAAGAAUCCUUGCAUGAAACUAUAUGUGCAAACAAGAACUGGCCUUGCAUCAAAGUUCUGUACAAAAUGUAUAUUGAAAAUUUAACAGUAAGGUUACUGUCUUCUAGCCUAGUCACUGUGAUUUUGAAAUUCUUACAAACCUCAGGAAAGUUAAGUCUUUGGCUACUUACCAUACUUAUUUUGGUUAUUCAUUACGCAUCACUUCAAAAAACAAUUAUCAUCUCUCUGUUUUUGUUGUACAUUAUAUGAAGAAAUUCAAGUUUAAAAUGAAGUAAUGGCUUGAAUAUUUAUGCAAUACACAUAAAAAAAACUUUUAUAGUAAAUAGUCACCAAAAAGCUUAUUCUAAUAUUACACAUGGCUGCUUCGCUGUUCUAUUAUUUACACACUUUGUACUGUCUAAAUACAUUGUUAGAAUAUAAACGGUUGCAAAAAUGAUGGUACAUCUAUUUAUAAUAAACAGUGAAGAAAGCAGACAGAAACUUUAGACCAAGGUGAAAUAAGUAAACAAGCCACAAAGCACUGCUGUUCUGUGUCGUUCAUUUCAAUGGGACCUUCAUAGGUUUGCCUGUGAAAUGAAAUGAACGGUUCACACAACAUUUUUGGCCAAAUUGCUAUCAGAGUUAUAAGCCCUUUAAAAGAGGAAAUGUGAAAAUAAGAAUUUUCAUGAACUUGCGACUAAUGAAUUGUUUUCAGUAAGAUUAACAUUGUUGGAUUGUGCUUUGAUUUCAUUAUCUCUGAAAUUAAACAUACGUAGAACUACUGCAUCUCUGCUGCAGAAAUCCAGAUGAAUGCCAGAUGGUAGCAAGGAGAUAAUUUUUUUUUAUCGCCAUCUAAUGCUCAUUCAGACUUUUGCAGCACAGAUGUGGUGGCCCUAAAUAUGGACUACCACAAUUUAACUUGAAUAUAUGAGCAGGAAUUACAGCUCCAACUUAAGCUGAAAGAUAAAAAUUUAAUGAACAUUUCUUAUAAAUAAUGAACCUACUUGAUCCCAUCUCAGAUGUUUGAUUGAUAAAGGAAAUCAUUCUGUAUGUUGAUCAGCAUGAAUGUUUAUACUUGUGUAAAAAAGGUUAGAAAUUCAUAAGAAAUAGUAACUCAUUCAAAGUUUUACUUGUCUUUUGCUUAUGGAUAUUGUAUAUUUGUAUUUUAAGGCCCAGUAGAUCAUGUACAAAGAGAUCUUUUUAAGGUUACUAUAAACCAGCAGAGGAAAUGGGAAAAUAAACGUGAACCAUUAAGAAAGAUUUCUGGUCCCUGGAGCUAAUAUAUUUGCUAUGUUUUUAGAUGUGUCAGUGCAGCAGUGUUCAGUUCAAGAGAUCUGUAGUCCCAGUUACCUUGCAAUAUUGCAGAGGCUGCCUGGUGUCAAAUCAUGUAAUGCAACUACUUGGCAAAACAUAACAUUUGGGAAUGCCCUGCAUAUCAAUGAACAAUUUAUCCCUUUUUGCUAUGUGUUUUUCAUGGAUUGAUAUGUAUAGUACAAGAAGAUAUUGUGUUUUGCAAUGAAGACAGACUGGAGAUAGUGUAAAAUAACUCAGGUGGCCUUAACAAUUUUUCAUUGUGAAACAAACUGAAAAUUAUUGUUUAUAUUGGGGAAUGUAUCUAAAUAUUUGAAAUGAGCAAAGUUAUAAGCAGGCUCUGAAAAGCUAAAUGGUAAAGAUUUUUUCCCCCCUCAAGUGGAAAGGAAACAUGAAUUAACUGAACUCUGAAUGAGGGUUUUUAGAGUUUUAAUAAGUUGGAAGCUUUUUAAAUUACAUCUCCCACCUGCUACACUGAAAAUGCAGGACACCAAUAAACAUUAGUGCACUGUUCUGAUUUAUGUUAUACCUUUCAAUGUGAGUUAAAUUUGACAUUAAAACUUUUAAUGUAGUACUACACAAGAUUAGAACUUUCCAAAGCAAUCUGAAUCUGCAUGAACUUUGCCUUUGUAUUUGUAAUUAUUAGCUUUUAUUCAGAGAAUGUGAAAUCAGACCUUCAGUGCUGGAUUCCUGUAUGUAAACUUAUUGAUAGAAUUUAUUUGUUGCAUCAUGUGGCUAAGGACUUGAAGCAAAUUGUAGUGAACGCUACAAUAAAUCAGAAUAUUUGUAUCAAAGCAUCUAAAGUCAAUAAAACCUUUAAUAAAAUCAGUGCUAGAUAAAGUAACAAUAUUAACAGACUUUAGGAAUCAAAAAUAGAGAAAAAAAAUC